AUGUCGCUGCCCGGCACCGCCGCGUCCAGCGACUCCAAUACAACAGAGAAGAACUCGAGCCCGGACACGAAGUUCCUCCUGCAUGACGUCGCUCCCGACUCGGCCAGCCCCUCGCCGUCGACAAACACCACCACGCUAGGCGACACGCGUCGGAUGUCCUUGAGAAAAGCGCGGAAGUUCUUGGCGGAGCUGAGGCGGAGGCGACAGCAGAAUCGCCGUUUUCUCUCCGUCCAUGAACUUGAUUGCCUUAAAGGAGAUCGGGCAGAGAGAGAAACCGGUGGAGAUCGGAGAUCGGGCCGGACCCUUGCAGUGGUCGGUGUGGGACUUGAAGACGGACCCGGCACCCUUACGCUGAGCUCUGAUGACGCGAACCAUCUCUAUCUCUGUUCUCUGUUCUCUGCAGAGCUUUGGCGGGUGGAUUCAAUCUCCGAGACCAAUCACAUUUCUGCAUAUAAAGCCCGAAACACUCUUGCCGAAGUCAAACUCAGAAUGGCUUCCACUACCAACCCAGCUCUCGACCCAGAUUCGGACAUUCCGGAUAACCCGGGUCACGAGUUUGCUCAAUUCGGGUCCGGUUGCUUCUGGGGAGCCGAGCUCAGGUUUCAGCGGGUCGUCGGCGUGGUCAAGACCGAGGUUGGGUACUCCCAGGGCCACAUCCACGACCCGAAUUACAAGCUGGUCUGCUCCGGAACCACUAACCACUCCGAGGUGGUUCGGGUCCAGUUCGACCCGCAAGUCUGCCCAUAUUCGGACCUGCUUUCCGUCUUUUGGUCUCGUCAUGAUCCAACUACCCUCAAUCGCCAGGCUGGAGAUGUGGGAACUCAAUAUCGAUCUGGAAUAUACUACUACAGCGAAGCGCAGGCUCGCCUAGCCGAGGAAUCGAAGGAAGCAAAGCAAAAGGAGUUUAAGGACAAGAGGGUGGUGACAGAGAUUCUUCCAGCAAAGAGGUUUUACAGGGCAGAGGAAUACCAUCAGCAAUAUCUGGAAAAAGGAGGAGGUAAUGGCAACAAACAAUCUGCUCAAAAGGGUUGCAAUGAUCCUAUUCGAUGCUAUGGUUGAGAAGCUAAUGCAUCGUGCAUGAUUAAAACUCUUUGCUGGUUUACUUACUAUUUGAAAAAAAAACCUAUGUCAGUUCAAUUAUGCUAAAGGCUCCAAACUGUUUACUUGAAUUAUAUUGGCAAUAUUGUACUUGUUACAAAUAAACGAGGUUGAAACUCGACUGGAUAUGGACGAAUGAAACAUUGUCAUCAUAAUUGGGAUCCAGAAUCUGGUAUUUGUUUUA
Messenger RNA from Rosa rugosa (rugosa rose), 1282 nucleotides. Its product is annotated as peptide methionine sulfoxide reductase. The transcript has 3 exons. Lineage: Eukaryota; Viridiplantae; Streptophyta; Magnoliopsida; Rosales; Rosaceae. Gene Ontology annotation, molecular function: peptide-methionine (S)-S-oxide reductase activity. Bases 1 to 1059 code for a protein of 352 amino acids. The record is from RefSeq and is a predicted model, not a curated record.